AAGAUUUACUUGCACAACCAGAGUUUGCUAAACAGCAAAUAGGUGUAACUCUCUCCACAUUCCUUCUUCUAACAGAUGAAAAAAAUUCUUCAUCCUGCUCUGAGAACAAACAGUGCAAUGGCAUUAUUCUCAGUGAUCCUGUUCCUGGUUGCUAUGCUGCUUCCAUCUUUCCCUGUAAAAGGGAAUGAGAAACGAGUGUUUGCUGCAUUGUCGACCACCCUACCAGAAGUCCAAAAGGAGAUUGUAAAUAAACACAAUGAACUCAGGAGAGCAGUCUCUCCAAGUGCCAGUGACAUGCUAAAGAUGGAAUGGAGUAGGGCAGCUGCAAAGAAGGCCCAAGCCUGGGCAGACCAGUGCCAGUACCGUCACAGUAGGAAAGAAGACCGAAAACUCAAUGUAGGCUGUGGUGAGAACCUCUUUAUGUCAAGUGCUCCCUUUUCAUGGUCAUCUGCAAUCCAAGGGUGGUAUGAUGAGAGAAGAAAUUUUAUCUUCAAUGUAGGGCCAAAGACACCCGAUGCAGUAAUUGGACACUAUACUCAGGUGGUUUGGUACUCCUCUUCCCGUGUGGGAUGUGGAAUUGCUCACUGUCCUAGGAACCCAGUUUUCAAAUACUACAUGGUUUGCCAUUACUGUCCUGCUGGUAAUUAUGUGGCAAGACGAUAUGCCCCUUACAAGCAAGGACCCCAUUGUGCCAGUUGCCCUGAUCACUGUGAGGACAGACUAUGCACCAAUGGUUGUGAUUAUGAAAAUAGAUAUUCCAACUGUGAAGAUUUGAAAAAUAAAGUAACCUGUAGUCAUCCAAUGGUCAAGAACAAUUGCCAGGCCUCCUGCUAUUGUGAAGGCAAAAUUUAUUAACUGCCAGUACACAUGAGCGGGGCUGUGUGAAGAAGGGCCACAUCACCUACUUAGAUUUGACCUGUACUACUAGGGAAAUUAUAAGAAUAGUGGUUACAUAUUUGACUCCAAAUAAUAAAGAAUCUUUUUUCUGGAUCUGCUUCUUGUUUUACAGAAAUCACUUUUAUGAAAAGAAUUAAAAAGUAAAAAAAAAAAUCUGUCAUAACAACUUUGAGUUAUGAUACUUUUAUGAUUUAAAUUAAAUGAAUUUAAUAAAGAUGAUGAUUCUAAAAGCUUCAUUUUCCAAUGAUUAAAGCCUCUAAAACAUUGGGCUAAAAUUGAGAAUGAUGUUACCACAACACAAUGUUACUAAAAUAAAAACAGUUUAUUGUCACAUUGUCACAUGGAUCUCGGGCUGUACUUUUUUUUGUAGCUCCACCUAGAUAAGCAUCUCCAAUGAAGUGCCCGUAUGUGCUGUCUUUAAUUCCUCUUUGCCACACACUUUCCUCCCACUCAUCUGGAUUUCAACCUUGCAAUUAACUUGCAACUGUUAUUCCCAAAUUAACCCUGACUUUCAUCAUGUAAAAGUCAGUGAAGACUUUUGGUUAUUCACCUGCAUAAAUUCCACAGUACAGUAUGAUCACACCUUCCCUUAAAGCUUCCUUAAGAAAGAAUUCAAAAUAAUAUAUAUACAUACUUUUCCCUCAAGAAUUGAAGCUCAGCACUCCUCCCACCUCAGCUUUUGAAUCUGCACUGAAUUUAGUGACUCACUUUCAAAACUAGAGCAUGGGAAGAAAAAAUAAUAGUCACUUUGGAGAAAUAUGGCACAUACCAUCUUAACCAGUAAUCUAUAUAUAGUCCAGUCUCUUUCAUUAAGAUUUUUGUUGUUCCCUUUGUAAAUACCCUUUUAAAAAUACAAUUUUUAGAGCAUUUUUCUUGUUCCAUGUGACUGUUUCCAUAAUUUGGAGUCUAGGGAAAAUAAAAACCUAAUCUGAGCAAAACAUCAAUCCUUUUCUAGCACUAAUUUAAAAUGAUGGUGUUUUUUUUAAAAUAAUAUAUUUUAUGUUUUUACUGUCUUAGUAAUCCUGUUGCAUUAACAUUAAAUUUCUUUUUUCAACCUUAAAUUUCUUAAUUCUCAUGCCAUGAUUUGGUUCUCUUUAAUGUGUAUCUCAACUAAUUGCCAAUAAACAAUCUGUGGAAAACGA
Molecule: messenger RNA, 2039 nt
Organism: Heterocephalus glaber (naked mole-rat)
Lineage: Eukaryota; Metazoa; Chordata; Mammalia; Rodentia; Bathyergidae
Product: cysteine-rich secretory protein 3-like
Cellular component (GO): extracellular region
Source: RefSeq, a predicted model, not a curated record